AUGAACCUAUUUGAAGUGGCUCAUUUCGUACCAGAAAAGCCCAUGUAUGAACAAGGAUUAAUUUUACUUCCCCACCUAGCUACUCUAGGUUGGGGGGUAGGUCCUGGUGGGGAAGUUAUAGAUACCUUCCCAUACUUUGUGUCUGGAGUACUUCACUUAAUUUCCUCUGCAGUAUUGGGCUUUGGCGGUAUAGGUGCUUUUCUUCUAGUAUUCAAGGCUCUUUAUUUUGGAGGCGUAUAUGAUACCUGGGCUCCAGGAGGGGGAGAUGUAAGAAAAAUUACCAACUUGACCCUUAGCCCAAGUGUUAUAUUUGGUUAUUUACUAAAAUCUCCAUUUGGAGGAGAGGGAUGGAUUGUUAGUGUGGACGAUUUGGAAGAUAUAAUUGGAGGGCAUGUAUGGUUAGGUUCCAUUUGUAUACUUGGUGGAAUCUGGCAUAUCUUAACCAAACCUUUUGCAUGGGCGCGCCGUGCACUUGUAUGGUCUGGAGAGGCUUACUUGUCUUAUAGUUUAGGUGCUUUAUCUGUUUUUGGUUUUAUUGCUUGUUGCUUUGUUUGGUUCAAUAAUACCGCUUAUCCUAGUGAGUUUUACGGGCCCACUGGACCAGAAGCUUCUCAAGCUCAAGCAUUUACUUUUCUAGUUAGAGACCAACGUCUUGGGGCUAACGUGGGAUCCGCCCAAGGACCUACCGAUGAGUCUGAUCGCCUGGCAUUGCUCGACUUCAAGAAUCGGAUUACUGAAGAUCCACUUCAAAUCAUGAGCUCAUGGAAUGAGUCCACCCAUUUUUGCAACUGGUUUGGUGUUUCAUGCAACCCCUCCAGUAAAAGAGUCAUGGUUCUGAAACUAAAAGGUCAAAGAUUGGGUGGCACUAUAACACCUUCUUUGGGAAAUCUUACUUACCUUACUGGAAUCAACUUGGGAAAUAACAGCAUCUAUGGUGAAAUUCCUCAAGAAAUGGGAAGACUACAGCGUCUGCAGCAUCUCAAAUUGGGUUUCAAUUCCAUUGGUGGGAACCUUCCGACUAAUCUAAGUCACUGUACACAACUUAGUUUGGUUUACCUGAAUCUUGGUCUGAAUAACCUUACAGGAACUAUCCCAUUGUGGAUAGGAAACUUUUCUUCAAUGUAUGGUCUUUUCCUUGUCUGGAACAAUCUAGAAGGGAGCAUACCAAGCGAGCUUGGCCGUCUAUCGAGCUUGGGAGCUUUUGUACUUUCUGCAAAUAAUUUGUCAGGUACUAUCCCUCCUCCGAUUUAUAAUAUAUCUUCCAUCUACCAUUUCGCUGUUGCUGCGAAUAAGUUGCAUGGAAGCCUUCCACCAGAUGUGGGCCUUACUCUUCCUAACCUUGAAUUUUUUUACGUCGGUCUAAAUAGCUUCACAGGACCUAUUCCCGAGUCAUUGUCAAAUGCUUCUAGACUUAGCAUGCUUGACUUCACUGAAAAUGGUCUCACUGGGACAGUCCCUCAAAAUCUAGCAAAUUUGCGUGCCUUGGUUGAACUUAAUUUUGAAGGAAAUAGACUUGGAAAUGGGGAAGUUGGUGACCUGGAUUUUCUCAGUUUUUUGGCUAACUGUACAAGUUUGGAGAACUUGGGCCUUGGUGGGAAUCAAUUUGGUGGUGUACUGCCCAGCUCCAUUGCCAACCUUUCCUCCCAGCUGAAUACUCUUAUUAUGGGUAGAAAUAUGAUAUAUGGCGGCAUCCCCGAUCGGAUUGGAAACCUUGUUAACUUGACCAUUUUGGGAUUAGAAGAUAAUUAUUUGGGAGGUCCUCUCCCAGAUGCUCUUGGGAAGCUCAGGCAGUUACAGAUACUAGAUUUGGCAGGGAACACAUUUUCAGGGCUGAUCCCUUUCUCCAUAGGUAACUUAACUAAAUUGACAAAGCUCUAUAUGCAAGAGAACAAAUUUGAGGGAAGUAUACCCGCAAGCCUAGGAAACUGCCAAAAUUUGCUUUUAUUAAACCUUUCUAUUAACAAUCUCAACGAUACCAUACCAAAAGAGGUUAUUGGUCUUUCUUCCCUUUCGAUUUCUUUGUUAAUGUAUCAUAAUUCUUUGACAGGUACACUGCCAUUUGAAGUGGGUAACUUAGAAAAUCUUGGUGAGUUAGAUCUUUCUGAGAAUAGAUUAUAUGGUGAAAUCCCUGCUUCUCUUGGUAGUUGUACUAGUUUGGUGAGUUUGCAUUUGGAGGGUAAUUCAUUUGAAGGAACAAUUCCUCUAUCUUUGAAGACACUAAGAGGUUUAGAAGAAAUUGAUCUUUCUUGCAAUAACUUGUCAGGGCAGAUUCCUGAAUUUCUCAGCAAGUUUUUAUCACUUAAGCAUCUUAAUCUUUCUCACAAUGAUCUCGAGGGAAAAAUGCCAAGUGAAGGGAUUUUUUUGAAUGCAAGUGCAAUUUCAAUCUUUGGAAAUGACAAGCUAUGUGGUGGCAUCCCAGAAUUACUUUUACCAAAAUGCUAUAGAAAUGGUCAACGUCCAUCUAUGAAACGCCUUGCACUUAAAGUUGUAAUGCCUGUCAUGUUGGUACUUGUUCCACUGUGUUUUUUCCUCACAUUUUAUAUGGUUAAAAAAUGGAGAAAGAGACCUUUGGUCGCAUCUUCCUUAAAGGAUUGGCGAUUGGCAUGUAUAUCUUAUGCAGAACUCCAAGCAUCAACUAAUUAUUUCUCUGUGGACAAUUUGAUCGGUUCAGGUAGUUUUGGUUCUGUAUACAAAGGAGUUCUUUCUAGCAAUGGAGCAAUUGUUGCAAUUAAAGUGUUAAACCUUCAACAACGGGGAGCUUCCAAGAGUUUUAUUGAUGAAUGUAAUGCUUUGAAAAGUUUACGCCAUCGUAAUCUUCUUAAGAUUAUCACUGCUUGCUCAAGCAUUGAUCAUCAAGGGAACGACUUUAAAAGUCUAGUUUUUGAGUUCAUGUCUAAUGGAAGCCUAGACCAGUGGCUGCAUCCUUUAAAGGAUAAGCAACAUCAUUGUAAGAGAUUGAGCUUUAUUCAAAGAAUAAACAUAGCUAUUGAUGUUGCUUAUGCGUUGGAAUAUCUUCAUCUUCAUUGUGAAACGCCAAUUGUUCACUGUGAUAUAAAGCCAAGCAAUGUCCUCUUCAAUGAAGAUAUGGUAGCACAUGUCGGUGACUUUGGAUUAGCAAAGUUCAUCUUUGAAGCAUCACAUAAUCCCUCCAAAAAUGAAACAUCGUCAGAGUCCUUGUCAAUUGCGCUGAAAGGUUCCAUUGGGUACAUUCCUCCAGAGUAUGGGUUGGGUGGCCAAGUUUCCGUACGUGGAGAUAUUUACAGCUAUGGGGUACUCUUGCUAGAGAUGUUCACUGGAAAAAGACCUACGGAUGACAUGUUCAAAGAUGGCCUGAGCAUUCACAAGUUCAUUGCAAUGGCUUUACCGGAACGUGUCAUGGAUAUAGUGGACUCGUCAAUGCCCUUUGAAGAAAGUGAAGAAGAUGCUGAUUAUGAGACAAAUAACGAUGACAUAGAAGAAGGCGCAAUAAUCGAAGAAGUUGAUCGUCAUUUCAAUGCCAAAAGCAGAGUGGAGGAUUGCUUGGUCUCAGUGUUGCGGAUUGGACUGAUUUGCUCAGCAACAUCACCUCAUGAGCGGUUGCCCACAACUGAUGUCGUCAACGAACUGAGGGCAAUUAGAGACGCAUGCAUUUUGACGUUGUCCAGCGUACAUCACCGAGGACAAACAUAACUACCAAUUACACCACAGGUUAAUAAGAUAACGCCCACCCAAAUGCAUGGUCAAGCUGAAGUUGAAGAAGUCGUUCACAUC
Molecule: messenger RNA, 3750 nt
Organism: Alnus glutinosa
Lineage: Eukaryota; Viridiplantae; Streptophyta; Magnoliopsida; Fagales; Betulaceae
Product: probable LRR receptor-like serine/threonine-protein kinase At3g47570
Exons: 5
Coding region: 1-3669 (1222 amino acids)
Biological process (GO): photosynthesis, light reaction; protein phosphorylation; photosynthetic electron transport chain
Cellular component (GO): photosystem; membrane
Molecular function (GO): protein binding; protein kinase activity; chlorophyll binding
Source: RefSeq, a predicted model, not a curated record